AUAUAGUGUUCUGACUGUCUGGAAGAGAACUUGUUUAUAAAUUGUUUACGGAUUUUUGUUAUAUUUAUUUAUGGUUUAUUGAUCUUUCGGAAGUAAUUUCCUGUCGAGAUUACGUGACAAGCUAACGAGUGGAAAAAAACUUGAAAAGAAAGAAGGAGGAAGAAAUCAAGAAACCUGCAUGUUCCAAAUCAUUCUUCUCAUCUAUAUUUCCGGCGUUUCGGCGUUAGAAAAACUAUAUACAAUUCCAGAAAAUAGCCAACCAAUUAAACUAGUGAAUUUAAAUGAACUGAUUGAACCUUUUAGAAGAUUUUCAGAAGAUGAAUUAAAAAGUGUAAAAUUUUCCAUUCUAAAUAGUAAGGAUGGGGCAAGAUAUAAAAAUAUGUUUGAGGUCAAAGGUCGAGAGUUAUGGUCCAGUGAUAUAGAUAGAGAAUCAAUAGAGGACUGCGUAAAUCAAGAGUUUUGUUAUCUGAAGUUUGAUUUAAAGGGCAGCGAUGGUAAAACAGCUGAUAUCGCUUCGAUACGGAUACAAAUUUUGGACGAAAACGAUAAUAUUCCAAAAUUUAACGGCUUUCGAUCUGAAAAUUAUGACCUUAGCAUAUCAGAAGGACAACCAGUCUCUGAAGCGUUAAACUUACCCUAUUAUGCAGUUGAUAAGGAUAGCCCCGAAAACGGUAUUGAUUAUUAUACCCUUAGCGGUUCUGAUAAAUUCGAAUUGGUAAAUGGAAAAUUACAACUCUUAUCUAAAUUGGAUAGGGAAAGAGAGGCAAUCCAUCAUAUUGUUGUUAAGGCUAUCGAUAAGGGCACACCGUCCCUAACUGGAACUCUUUUAAUCAGGGUAUUAGUAACGGAUUACAACGACAACGCCCCGAAAUUUGAGAAGGAAACUUACGAGGUGAGCGUCUACGAGGAUGAAGUACCCGGUAGCGUAAUACAGCUCAUUAAAGCUACCGACAAAGACGAGGGGAAAAAUGCAAUAGUCAGUUACUCCAUAGAUCUUUCGCAAUCUGACGAAGAAGUUGAUGAAACGUUUCGAAUUAAUAAUAAGACAGGAGAACUAAUCCUUACAAGUCUGUUGGAUUACGAUGAGAGUAAGAGGAACUACAGGAUAAUGGUUACCGCCCAGGAUAAUGGAGCUGAUUCACUCAAGAGUCAGGCUCUUGUCAACGUUAAAAUAUUAAACGUCAAUGAUAAUAAACAUAAAAUCUCUGUCAUAAAAGAAUUCAGAAUCGUUGAGGAACAAGAUGAAGAUACAGAAGCGGGAGAAAUCUAUGUUCACGAUAAGGAUAUAAACGAUGGAAGUUUUAAUUGCCUCAUAAAUGAUACAAUCAACUUCCACCUUGUACCAUAUAGCAUAUCCGGCUACUAUCGUCUACUUUCUGCUAAAGUCUUUGAUAGAGAAGAAAAAUCGGAAUUUCCGAUUAAUCUAACAUGUUUCGAUUCAGAGAAUUUACCCGAAUCUUUAAUUACUAUAGUUAAAGUACUCGAUUUCAACGAUCACGCACCAAAAUUUAAUCAGACUUUCUACGAAUUUACUAUAAAAGAGAAUGAUCCGAAUCCUCUUGGCUUGUAUUCUGUAUUCGCUACAGAUGCCGAUGAAGGUUCCAAUGCAAUUAUCUCUUAUUCAGUAUCCGGAACAGAUCUAGUUUAUGUGCAUUCAACUACUGGACAACUCUUUCUUAAAAGCUCAUUGGAUUUCGAACAAAUUCAAACUCUUGAGUUUAAAAUUGAAGCAAGGGAUCACGGUUCUAUUCCAAUGGCUUCUCAAGUUCCGGUUUCUAUACAGAUAACGGACUUGAAUGAUGAAAGACCGGUGUUUGUCAAAGAUGUCUUUGAGAUGCAUGUAUUGGAAGAAUCGUCCCCCACUGAGUAUGUUGGCAAGGUUCUAGCAGUUGAUAGAGAUCAAAGAGAAGAGUUUAGGCGCCAUACGUACGAACUCCUCGGAUCAACAGACCUAUUUACAAUCGAUGAAGUUGGCAGAAUUUAUACAAAGAGAACGUUUGAUAGAGAAAUUCAAGACCUUUACGAAUUCAAGGUUAAGGCCACUGGCGUAAAAGAUCCUUCUUCUACUUCUACUGCUUUAGUUAGCAUUAGUAUAGAGGAUAUUAAUGAUCACAAGCCCAUAAUUGACUUUCCAAAUCCCUCAAACAGCACUAUUACUGUUAAAUCGAAUUUAGGGAAAGAUCGAAUAUUUGGCAGAAUAUUGGCAAGGGAUAGCGAUAUUGGAGUGAAUGGGGCAUUAGUAUAUGAAAUUAUAGCCGGAAAUGAGGACGAUAUGUUUUACGUUCAUGGAACAACUGGUACUAUAGCUGUCAACGAUGACUUAAGAGGAAUUAGGCAGUUGAAGUACCUUCUUAAAGUUAGAGUAACCGAUUCCGGCUCGGAACGAAAAUUUGCUACAUCCAACCUUACAAUUAUCGUUUUACGAUCGAUUGGCGACGGAAGUUCUGCUGGCGGUGACCCUUCUUUCAAUCUCAUGAUAGUAGUUGCCCUCUCCUCCGUAACAUUACUCAUUGUAGUGGUUCUUUUGUUCGCCAUCUUUCUAGUAAGAAGGAGACAACGACUCUUAGAAGAACAAGCUGCUAAAGAUCGGAAGGAAAACGUCCUCGAACUGGAGAAAGUGGAAAUUCACGCCAGAGUUGAAGAUGGAAAGAUAAAAGCUGAUACUCAAUUUCGGCCUCUUUCUUCUUUUUAUCAAGUAGCCGAUCAUAAUCCUCCUAGGCCUAUUAGACCUCAAGCGGAUUCCGAAGUAAAACGAUUAAUGGAAUUGUUAAGGAGUGAAAGGGAUUGUGAAUCGUUAUCAAAUAGCGAUAGCGGAAAAGGGUCUAGUGAACACGGUGAUAACGAUCGACCUCCCACCAAGGGCCGAACGUUCAACGAUUUAACAAAAGAUAGAUUCCUUUCGACAGCAACAGCUAAAAUCAGGAGAUCUUUCGAUUCUGACGAUGGCUCAACAACUACUUCUGGUAGUUACGUAAUGGACUGUAGUUUUAGAGAGUCAUUCAGAGACUCUACUGUUUGAAUAGAGCUCUCUUAAUCUAUAUAGACACUUUUUUAAAAUGUCAAAAAGAUAAUUGUUUAUUUGUUUGUUUGUUUUUUCUCUUUUUUUACUUCUUCUUUUACAAAUUUUUUGUUUAUUCAUGGAAUUGUUAAUAGAAAUUUUGUAUAGUACCAUUGGAAUACUCAGAAAAUGUUCUCAUUUCUUUUCAUGCUUUUCUUUUAUUUUUACAGGCAAAAAAUUAAAAGAAAAACUAAUUUAAAUAAAG
Molecule: messenger RNA, 3263 nt
Organism: Dimorphilus gyrociliatus
Lineage: Eukaryota; Metazoa; Annelida; Polychaeta; Dinophilidae
Source: the annotation of a GenBank genome assembly